Messenger RNA from Cadophora gregata, 489 nucleotides. RefSeq lists its product as uncharacterized. The coding region runs from base 1 to 489 and encodes 162 amino acids. The record is from RefSeq and is a predicted model, not a curated record. The transcript is spliced from 3 exons. NCBI's taxonomy places the organism in Eukaryota, Fungi, Ascomycota, Leotiomycetes, Helotiales, Ploettnerulaceae.
AUGCAUAUCUCAGCCAUAUCCCUCGCAAUAGCGAGUCUAGCAACUCAAGUCCUCGCCGGACCAGACCUCGCAAUCAACUUCCCAGGAUUUCUACGCACUCGCGCCGAAUCCGGGAAUCUGCAGACAUUCAGCAGCGCCCUUGGCGGCAUACCCGCAGAACCCAUAACGUCGACAACGGACGCAAAGCGACCUUUCCAAGUAGACGGCACAACAUUCACUGAUUUCCGGAGCGCCGCUUCGCGAUCGUGUAGUCUGCAGCAUAACAAGUGUGCUACGCUAGCGAACUCGAAAGACGGGAGUAAUUCGGGUGGGAUCAAGGUUGGGGAUUGUGAUGAUCAACAAUCGGAAUGUCAAGCGGUUGCGAAAGCUGGUUCAUCCGCAGCGUCGGCGGUAGUGCAAGAGGCUGAAGCUGCAACCGCUUCAGUGUCAGCAUCGGAACCUACAUUGCAUAGUUCGGAUGCGAAUUUCUUCUACUUCUGCGAUCCAUGA